Messenger RNA from Cyprinodon tularosa, 6060 nucleotides. RefSeq names its product T-lymphoma invasion and metastasis-inducing protein 1-like. The coding region runs from base 327 to 5273 and encodes 1648 amino acids. The transcript is spliced from 29 exons. Gene Ontology annotation, molecular function: guanyl-nucleotide exchange factor activity; protein binding. Gene Ontology annotation, cellular component: cytosol; plasma membrane; synapse. Gene Ontology annotation, biological process: small GTPase-mediated signal transduction; positive regulation of axonogenesis; activation of GTPase activity. NCBI's taxonomy places the organism in Eukaryota, Metazoa, Chordata, Actinopteri, Cyprinodontiformes, Cyprinodontidae. The record is from RefSeq and is a predicted model, not a curated record.
CACCCUCCUGCUCAGCCUACAGUCUGAUCUAGGCAUGCAAGUGGCAGCAUGUGGGAGAAUGCACUCCAGUGUGUGAAGAGUGAAACAGUACUCCGGAGCCUGGGAGAUGUCUCUCUGAUGCAGGGAUUUCCUUCUAUCUGGGUUCUUCUGGCUGUGCUUUAGUAACCACAGGGAAUUAAAUGGGACACUCACAGGAAUACCAUACUCCUUAAGUGAAGGGCAAAGUGUUCCCAACAUUUUAACGUGUGGAUCAUGUUAUUGAUGGAAGGGCAGAACCCAUUAAUGAGGGGGAGAAGGUGAUCCUGCUCCUGUCGAACAGUUAAAUAAUGGGAAAUGUGGAGAGUCAGAAUGGGGAAAGUGGUGUGUAUGGCAACGGAGCGGUGCAUCUUUCACGCAAACACACAUCCCGCUCACUCCGCCUUACCAACAAGAAGACCGUCACUCGCCGAGUGAGGCACUCUUCCACUGUCAAACAGGAACACAGAAACUCUGAGACCUCCACUCGCUCCUCCAGCACACCAAGCAUCCCACAGUCCCUAGCAGAGAGUGGAUUGGAACUGUUCAAUGGCACAGAUGAACUGGGAGAGUUGGGGAUCAACCCUCAUUGGACGCAACGUGUCUCUAUGACUAUUAGGACAGACUCCUAUCAGCAUGAGGAUGAACCCUUAGCCACGCCAACCCCUGAGACCUCAGAGGCAGACACGAUUGCUCAGGAUGGAGAAGAGGAUUCGAUAGGUGAAGGAGAUGCACUUGGGGAUGAAAGAUGCCUCCAGAGGAUGACAGAAGGCUCCAGAGAAGGAGGCGCUUUUAAAAAGAAACGUUCAAAGUCAGCAGACAUGUGGAGGGAUUACAGCCUGGAGUGCUCUAUGUCUGACUUGAGCCAGGAAAACCUCACCAGCACUGAGGAUAUAAUCGACGGAGGAGAGGAAGAGGAGGAGGAGCACUUCCCAUGUCCCAGAGGCUCCACUGAAAGAGCUUCCUCCCUGGACCAUUUGUGCAGCCAACAGCGUGCAGGCCUCCGAGGUCAGAGGAAUCGCUACGCUAAAAACCACAGAGAAGCCAACUGUAACGAAGAUGCAGAAGGAGACGAUGCUUUAAUGUCUCCAAAUGAGGAGGACAGCAGUGGCUAUGUAGCAUUCACCCUCCCCUGUCGACGAUCUCACUGUCUUUCUGAGGGGCUGUCGGCUCUGGGCAUCCCUUCUGCACCCUGCCCUGCCUUCCAGGGACGGCGUGCACACACUACUCAGGACAUCUCGGGCGUCUUGGGGGAAGGAAGCGAGUAUGGCGACAGUGGCAUUGAUGGCGUUGCUACAGAGACGGACGCAGACGGCGAGCUUAUCUCGCGGCGGUGUAAAGCCAUGUCGGCCUCCUUCUCACUCUACUCAGCCACAGAGAGCAGCGUCUGUAAUGGGAGUGACAGCGGGAGCAGCAGCGCGGGUGGAGGAGAAGGAAGAGGCUCUGAGGGAUGCAGAGGAGGAGGAGUGUAUGAGAAUUUCCGGAAGGAGUUAGACAGCCAAGUCUGGACUAAUCAGGGCACAGAUUGCCCUGAGGAGGCCUGCUCUGCUGUAAGUGAUGAGCAGAGCAGCGGCACGCUCAGCAGCGCCUUUCCACCUGACGCUGGGAUUGGCUGCACACAAGGCACAGUCAGGAAAGCUGGAACCUUAACUGUGAAGAACUUCCUGGUUCAUAAGAAAAACAAGAAGGUGGAACUUGCGACAAAGCGCAAAUGGAAACAGUACUGGGUGUCUUUAAAAGGCUGCACCCUCUUCCUGUAUGAAUCUGAUGGUCGCUCUGUAAUUGACCAUAACAGCGUUUCAAAACAUGCCUUGUGGGUGGAGAACAGCAUCGUACAGGCCGUGCCUGAACACCCCAAGAAAGACUAUGUCUUCUGCCUCAGCAACUCGAUGGGAGACGCAUUUCUAUUCCAGACGUCGGGCCAAACCGAGCUGGAGAACUGGAUCACGGCAAUCCAUUCUGCGUGUGCUGCGGCUCUCGCUCGGCAGCACCACAGGGAGGACACCGUUAGGUUGCUCUGGACUGAGAUCCGCAAACUGGAGCAGAAGAUUGACAUGGACGAGAAAAUGAAGAAGAUGGGAGAUAUGCAGCUAUCCAAUGUCACUGAUCCAAAGAAGAGGAAGACCAUUCUGGAGCAGAUUUUCUUGUGGGAGCAGAACCUGGAGCGGUUCCACAUAGAUCUUUUCCGCUGUCGCUGCUACCUGGCCAGUCUGCAAGGCGGCGAACCUCCAAAUCCCAAACGCCUCCUGGGCUUUGCUUCACGCCCCACCAAAAUGGCCAUGGGUCGCCUCGGCAUCUUCUCUGUGUCUUCCUUCCAUGCACUGGUGUCUGCCCGAACUGAGGGCAGCAUCAGGAAGCGAAACCAGCCUGUGCAGCGCACCUUCAGUAAACGACGUAGCCGUUUCUCCUCCCUUUGGGGUCUAGAUACUGCCUCCAGACGGAAGACCAAGGGGCAUCCUUCAGUUCAGCAGGUGUUUAAUAAUGGGAUGGAUCAUGUAAGGAAACCCUUGGAGCGCAUGUUUGAAGACCCUGCCAACCAGAAAUCUAAUAAAACAGGAGACUCCAUGACAUCUGUUCGUCAGCAAAGCGUUGACAGUGAUAUUUGGAUUUCUGACUACCUAAAGCCAUCCUGGGUGUGUCUGCCAAACAAUAAGCCAGUCCUGGCGAUCGUGCAGCCUGGAGAGAUGACACUGGAUGUCCUGAGCAGCGUCUGUAAGACCCAUCAGAUUGAGCCUUCUGGUCAUUAUCUACGUGUGAAGAUCUGGGUCGACAACCAGAUGCUUUAUUAUGUUCCCAGAUCUGAAGAGGAGAUCUCUGAUUUGAUCUACAAAGAGAUUGAGAUUUGCCCCAGAGUUACCAAGGUGAUCCGUUUUGACAAAGCAGAGUCCAGCACCAUCGGCUACGGUUUCACGGUGGCUGUUACUGAUGAGGAUGCUGUACAGCGGCUUUAUAUCUCCGAAGUCAAACCAGGGGGACUGGCUUCAGCCAAAGGUUUGAAAGCAGGAGAUGAGAUUCAAUACCUCAAUGGUAAACCUGCCUCUGCCCUUCAGCUGGAUGAUUUGAGGGCAGCGUUUGGAGACCACAUGCUUACUCUGUGUGUCAGCACCCUGCCCCAGUUGGACCCUAAAGUGCUGUGCUCCUGUCCGCCUCAUCGCUCCGAAGGAGAACAAGACCCAACCACAGAUAUUUUUUCUCAGAGUCAAGAGAACAUCCUGGACGAGGUGUCAGGUUUGACAGUGGAUAGCCUUGAUGAGAGUUUGGAUGAAGGACCUCUAUUAACCCCGCAGAGCCCCAGAGAUCAUCAUGAAGACAAAACAUUAAUGGCCGCUGGACAGAAGAGCACAGAGCAGGUCGCUAAUUUCUGUCGCAAUCUUCAUGACAUGAAUACCCAGGAGUGCCCAAUGUCAUCCUCCUCCUCCUCGUCUUCAUCGUCCCUGUCACCGAGCCCAGUGUCGGCUUUGGCCCCAGCUGCUGGCACUGCAGCCCAGCGGCAGCUCUCUCACGCUGACAAACUGCGCAAAGUGAUCGCUGAAGUGGUGGAGACGGAGAAGACGUAUGUCAAAGACCUGCUCUAUCUUAUAGAGCGCUACUUGAAACCUUUACAGAAAGAGAGCUUCCUAUCACAGGAUGAGCUUGAUAUUUUAUUUGGCAACCUCGAAGAGAUGGCGGAAUUCCAGAUGGAGUUCCUGCGAACACUAGAGGAUGGAAUCAGGCUGGUUCCACAUCUGGACAAACUGGAGAGGGUGGACCAGUUCAAGAAGGUGCUGUUCUCUUUGGGUGGGUCAUUCCUGUACUACGCUGAUCGAUUCAAGAUCUACAGUGCGUUUUGUGCCAGCCACACUAAAGUUCCCAAGGUCCUGGCAAAAGCCAAAACUGACCCAGAGUUCAAAGCUUUCCUGGCUGAGAGAAACCCCAGACAGCAGCAUUCAUCCACUCUGGAGUCUUACCUAAUCAAACCCAUCCAGAGAGUGCUGAAAUACCCGCUUCUGCUCCGAGAGCUCCACUCUCUCACCGACAAAGAGAGUGAAGAACACUACCACCUGGACGUUGCAAUGAAAGCCAUGAACACAGUGGCGAGUCACAUCAAUGAGAUGCAAAAGCUUCACGAGGAGUAUGGAGCAGUUUUUGAUCAGCUCAUUAAUGAGCAGACAGCAGAUAACAAAGAGGUGCUUGAUCUCUCAAUGGGUGAUCUGCUGCUGCAUUCAACAGUGGUUUGGAUGAAUGCUCCAACACAUAUCAGCAAGAGCAAAAAGGACCCAGAAUUAGCUGCUUUUGUGUUUAAAACAGCAGUUGUGUUUGUCUACAAAAACUGCUCCAAACACAGGAAAAAAAUUGGAGGAUCCCAUCGUACGUCUGUGGCAGAGGACAGGGAUCAUUCCCGCUUCAGACACAUGAUUGCAACAAACUCACUGCAAGUUAGAGCUCCUGCAAGUUCUGAAGCCACAGAAGUUUGUGAAAUAGUUCACACAAGGUCUGAAUCUGAAGGGAGACCUGAAACAACCUUUCAGUUGUGCUGCAGUUCUCCAGAGAGUAAAAAGGAAUUCUUAAAAGUGGUCCAGUCUAUUCUUAGGGAGAAGCAAAGAAGACAGCUACUGAAGACAAAGUCUCUGCCACAGAACCAGAAGUACGUUCCAUUUGGUGGCAAACGCCUGAGCGCCCUCAAAGGAGCGCGGCCUCUCAUGAACAGAGCAGCCUCUGCUCCAUCACGAACUCUAACCCGCAGAAGCCUGACGAAGAACCUCAUCACUAUCGAUGCUGACCUGGUUUUACAUGGCAAUAAUAACAGUUCGCCGUCCAAUCAGCAUGAACCUCGUCCAUCUCAAAAACCUCAGGCAGAGGACACGGAUCGAUGGGUGGAAGAGCAGUUCAAUUUGGGGCGCUAUGAGGACCGUUUUGAAGGCAUUGAUAGCAGACAGAUGAAGGAGACUGACAUCUUGAGCGAUGACGAUGAGUACUGUAAAUCUCUUCGAUCCCCGUCGUCAGAAGCAGACUCCCUAGAGGCAGGAGUGGAAGGACUCAACUUGAAAAGCAAUAUGGAGUCUGACAGUGAGAACAAACUGAGUUUAAAAGCGCAACAAACUAAGAAAAAGGAAGAUUCAGACUCUUUCGCAUCCUGCGGUCUCUCUGUCUCCCGGUAUUCAAAGAUCGGACCUUUGAAGCAGCAGUGUGCUGCAGAGAAGGACUCAAGCAAGGACCAAGAUGAUAUCUGGGUGAGGCGGGAUGUCUUUAAUAAAGGGUGUGACAGCGAUAUAUUUUGAUAGCAUUUUGCAAGAGAAAGAAGGAGGGGGAAAAACUAAGGUCUUCCACUAGAUACAGUAACUUGCAGAAGAGUUUGUUUCCUUUAAGGUUUUUCACAUUUGCACCCUACAACCAACUCCUGGUAUUUUUGGGGGAUUUUUUUUAGAUGGAUAUGAAAAGGUGUAUAAUUGUGAAGUGGAAGGAAAAUUCUACAGUGUUUAUGACAUUUUAAAAAAUGUAAAUAAUGAAAAAUGAAGAGGACAUUUCUGUUCAGCCACCAGAGUCAGCACUUUGUAAAUUCUAUCCUACAUAACUCUAGGGUUAAGGUUCUGUAUUCAAUUAGUCACUGCUGAUGAGCGUCCCUGUCCCUUCUCUUUUAGUGGGGUUUCAUUCAGCAUGAAUCCAAUAGUUUAGUUUUAUUUUCUACUAACCAGGCAAUUUUCAUUUUCUAUUCUCGUUUUAUGCUACUUCGCUUCUUCGAAACCUUAAAAGGGACAUUUAUUCAUCUGUUCCUCAGCAGCUUUCCCCUAACCAUAGUUCAUUAAAGACUUUAUUUUGCUGUUAAUGGGACCUCCUACCUGAGAUAUGGAUCUCAACAUUUCUUUCAGAAUUCUCAUGGACCUCUUCGUUAUUUCUAAUUAAUUUUCUCCUUUUGAGCAUGUCAGAUUAAAUGGACAGUCUAGGUGUGGUUUGUUUGCAGCUGAUCCAUGCUCUUAAAGUUGGUGAAUAUUAGAUCAAAUGCAUACACACAGACCAAUUCCACAUUUAAACUUCUCCAUUAUUGCAACCUGGCUGCUGUUAUUUUUU